Messenger RNA from Alexandromys fortis (reed vole), 4054 nucleotides. Its product is annotated as zinc finger protein 226-like. The transcript has 6 exons. Gene Ontology annotation, molecular function: RNA polymerase II cis-regulatory region sequence-specific DNA binding; DNA-binding transcription factor activity, RNA polymerase II-specific. The record is from RefSeq and is a predicted model, not a curated record. The coding region runs from base 968 to 3154 and encodes 728 amino acids. Gene Ontology annotation, biological process: regulation of transcription by RNA polymerase II. Lineage: Eukaryota; Metazoa; Chordata; Mammalia; Rodentia; Cricetidae. Gene Ontology annotation, cellular component: nucleus; PcG protein complex; chromatin.
UCUGUCUGUGUGUGUGUCUGCAGGCCAGAAGAGGGCACCAGACCUCAUUACAGACGGUUGUGAGCCACCAUGUGGUUGCUGGGAAUUGAACUCAGGACCUUUGGAAGAGCAGGCAAUGCUCUUAACCUCUGAGCCAUCCCUCCAGCCCUCCUAAUGUUAUUUUUGUCGGGUAUUUUGUCCCAGAGACCUCCAAAACAAUACAAACUACCUAAUAGUUCAGGGAAUGACCAACACUUAUCCCAAGGGUCUACGAUCUUUCUUUGUGAGGCGGAUAAAGUGAUCGGAAGAUGAAGGGACUUCUGGGAGCUGUAGUCCAAAAGCUCCCAAGAGGUCUUUCCUUGCAGUGGGGUAAUUCUGGGAAGUGUGUCCCAAAACUCUUCAGGGAAGGCGGGCGCUUGUUCUUCCGAUGGCUUCCGGGAAGUGUAGUUCAGGAGCUAGAACUAGUCAAGCCGUGUUCGCCCAUGGAGAGCAAGCCGCCGUUCUCUUUCGGACGAGGGAGGCGAGUGCAUCCCGCAUCCAUAACAGCCCCUUUCAAGUCUUUUUAGCCUGCGAAACGACGCUCCUGGAGCCCGGAAGUGCGAAAACGGAAGUUCAAUUCUCAUCCCCCGCCUCUUAGCAUCUCCCGUUGUGGCUGGGUUGCCGCGCAGUUAGGAUCUAAUGGGGACAGAUUAGCCCGCCUCCCUUUGUUUGGUCCCAACCGUAUCCUCGGGCGUCCUCCUCCUGGGAGCCCGUGACGAGAACCAUCCUUGGCUGUGGGAAAGUCUCCCCGUGUCCUUUCCCUAACGCAUCUCCAAGGAAGGAGGGACUUGUUACAGCCGUCACUGCCCCAGGCCUGCAAGGGCUCUUAACGCCCGAGGCAUUGUCCCCCCCCCCAGUGUAACCCAGGUGGCCUCAGACUUACUGUGCAGCCAAAGACAACCUCUUACUUGUCAUCUGCCUCCACCUCCCCAGUGCUGGGAUUACAGUUAUGCCUUCUCAGGACAGUGACCUUCCUCCAAAGGAACAAGAGAAAAUGGCUGAAUUUCAGGAGGCGGUGACAUUCAAGGAUUUGGCAUUGGUGUUUACUACAGAAGAACUGGGGCUGCUGAACCUCAUGCAAAAGAAGCUGUACAAAGACGUGAUGCUGGAGAACUUCAAGAACCUGGUUGCUGUGGGGCGCUUUCCCCACAAAGCAAAUGUGGUGUCUCUACUGGAAGCAGAAGAAAAGCUUUGGCGGAAGGAAACAGAAGCCCAGAGAAGUAGAUAUCCUGGCAGCAGGAGUGAACAUGAGUCGGAGACUACUGGGAGACGUGCACUAAAACACCUUGCCCAGGAAGAGCUGUCUUGCUGGCGCAUCUGGAAGCAGGUUGCGCAGGGAUUGAGCAGGUGUUUUCCGAGGAGGCGCUCUCAAGCACCGCAAGAUGAUUCCACUCUGGUUUCUGACAACAGCGGCAAUACAGGCAAUCCCGAAGGAGAUAGCACCAGCUGCCUUGAACAUGGAGACUUUUCAGUCUCAAGAACUCAUAAUUAUUGCCAAAGUAAGUGUCUGCAUAAUUCACAGAACCAGAGCAGAAAUAAGCCGGUCUGUGUGAAGUGUGACCUGUGUGUGUUUGCAGAUUCGAGGAAGAAAUCAUCGCUUUGUAAGCAGCUUAAAAGCAACAGAGGACAGAAGCCCUACCGAUGUGAGAGCUGUGGAAAGAGAUUCAGCAGUAGCAAGGGUCUCCUCAUUCACUGCAGAGCUCACAAGGGAGAGAAACCUUACAAGUGUGAGGAGUGUGGGAAAGGCUUCACCCGAAAUGCAGAUCUUCAUGUCCACUCCCGUGCUCACACCGGAGAGAAGCCCUGUAUGCGGAAGGAAUAUGGGGAAGGCAGCCGCCAGGAUUCCAGCCUUCAAGUCCAUCAGAAUAGCCACACUGACGAGAAGCAAUUCAAAUGUGAAACUUGUGGGAAGGGGUACAGUCGGUCCUCGAGGCUUCGCGCCCACCAGAGAGUUCAUACUGGGGAGAAAUCAUACAAAUGUGAAGUGUGUGGGAAGGGCUUCCGCUAUAGUUCAAAUCUUAAACAACACCAAGUAACACACACUGGAAAGAAACCGUCUAAGAGUCGGGAGUGUGGGAAAGGCUUCAGUUGCGGGUUGGAUCCCGCUUCUCAGAGGGUCCACUCAGAGAAGAAAGUCUACAAGUGUGAAGAGUGUGAUAAGAGCUUUAGUCAGCUCCUGGAUUAUCAGUCACAACAGCAAGUUCACACUGGAGAAAAACCACACCAGUGUGAGGUGUGCGGGAAAGGCUUCAGUCGCUUAUUUGGCCUUCAUUCCCACCAGAGAGUUCACACUGGGGAGAAGCCAUACAAGUGUGAUGUGUGUGGAAAGAGCUUUAGGUACAGUUCUCAGUUCAUCUACCAUCAGAGAUGCCACACUGGAGAGAAACCCUACAAAUGUCAGGAGUGUGGGAAAGGCUUUGGCAGGAGCACAGAACUUCGCCACCAUCAAAGGAUGCACACAGGAGAGAAACCUCACAAAUGUAAGGAGUGUGGAAAGGCCUUCAGUUUGCCCUCCAAUCUUCGAGUCCAUCUGAGCAUUCACAUGAAGGAGAAACUCUUCAAGUGUGAGGAGUGUGGGAAGGGCUUCAGCCAGCGCUCACGUCUUCAAGCCCACCAGAGAGUUCACACUGGAGAAAAACCAUACAAGUGUGAUAUAUGUGGGAAAGGCUUCAGUCGCUCCUCUGGCCUCCAUUACCAUCACAGAGUCCACACUGGGGAGACGCCAUACAAGUGUGAUGUGUGUGGAAAGGGCUUUAUAUACAGUUCUCAGUUUACCUACCAUCAGAGAUACCACGCUGAAGAGAAACCUUUCAGAUGUCAGGAGUGUGGGAAAUUCUUUGACACCUGCACGGACCUUCGCCACCAUCAGAGGGACCACAUGGGAAAGAAACCUCACAAAUGUAAGGAGUGUGGAAAGGCCUUCCGUUUCCCCUCAAAGCUUCGAGUCCAUCUGAUUACUCACACAAAGGAGAAACUCUUCAAGUGUGAGGAGUGUGGGGAGGGCUUCAGUCAGCUCUCAAGUCUUCAAACACACCAGAGAGUUCACACUGGAGAAAAGCCGCACAGAUGUGACAUCUGUGGGAAAGACUUCAGUCACGGUUCCCGCCUUCAAAACCAUAAGAAAACCCACACCUAAGGAAAGCAGCAGAGCCGGUGUGGUCGCGCAUGCCUGUGAAUCCAGUGUUGAGGAGGCCGAGGCUGGAAGAUGAUAGAUUUGUGGCCUGCCUUGGCUCCAGAGCAUGGCACUUUCUUAACUUUUGUGGAUGUGUCCAUCUACUCCAUUAAAACGAUAAUAUACCGGAGUAACACCUAGAACUCAUUUUUAGGGAAGAAAUACAGGCAGUGGUCAUCUUGGCAAGACAGAAUGAAUACCAGCAAUCAUCUUUCAGUGUACUGUGCGCCAAAAGGUACCAGGUGAACCGGCACUCAUCAAGUGCUGACUUCGCUCUAACUAACAGUGGGCACUAUUUUCACUAAAGCCUAAAGGUGUGGAAAAUAAAACUGCUGACUAAGACUUUCCUGUAGCUAAGGACUUAUCCUGUGCGUUCUUUUUUUUCAUGCAGUAUGGAGGGUUGCACUGAAAAAGGCUGUACCCAUAAUGCAUCUGUGAUCAUCAAAGGUAAAUUGAUGUCAGCCAUAACAGUAUGUAAGAUGUUCAUGGCAUCGUCAUUUUGUAAUUGGUUGGCCAGCAAAUGGACUUUCUGUUUUGCAGUCCAGUGGUAACUCUGCAAGCAUCAAGUGAAGAGAGGCAGAAUUAGCUAUGACCGCUGAUUCUAAUGGAGUAGUUGCACUGGGCACCUUUAUUCUGAACCUCCCUGUUGUAUCAGUGUGGGUUCACGCGGGUCCGUGAGGAGAAGACACAGAAGUACUUGAAGGAUGAAUUUAGCCUUGUCAGCUGCAGGGCCCAGCCUAUGGCUGGCUGACUCACUGCCACUUUGAUGUUGUAGAAUACUGUUUUGAGCUGUGUUGCUUUUUGUAGAAUAUUUGUUUAAUGAUGUAAAGAUGUGUUGCUUUUGUUUAUGUUGCAUUUGUUUAA